AUGUCCUCCGCCAAGCUAAUAGUUGUAGGUGUAAGUGGGCAAGGGAGGAGUACUUCUGAACUGAUUGAAAGAUCAUCAGUAUCACAAUCUGAUUAUCAUCCUCAAUAUCAUCAUCGUCAUCAUGAUCAACAAGCAGUAGGAGGAGGAGGAGGAGGCAGAGAAGGAUCACUAGUGAGUCAUGAGGAUGAUGAUCUAAUAAGGCAGCAGCUCAUGAUCAGGAGGGCAUCAAUAAUAUCAUCAUCAUUUUCUUCAUCAGGGGGCACCGGUGGUCAUGAUGAUCGUAUUCACAGGGCCGAUCAAAUAGUAGUGCACCAUGAUGAGGAGGAUCAUAAUAUUCAUGCAUGGAGUGGCAAUUAUAAUAUUCAAAAUGAUAGUACUACUACUCAUAAUCCUAAUACUAAUAAUAGUGCUGCAGUUUGUGAUCAUAGUCAUGAGGAGGAGGAGGAGGAGGAGGAGUUGGAGCUGCCAGAGUGGGCUGCAAUAGAGAGACUGCCGACAUUUAGACGCAUAAGAACGUCCCUGUUCAAUAAAAUCAAUAAUAGUAGUAGUCAGAAAAAGAAGGUAGCCGUGAUUGAUGUCACCAAGCUUGGUUCUGCUCAGGCACAUGUAUUCGUCGAUCGACUGUUGAACAAGAUCGAUGAGGACAACCGCCGUUUGUUGCUCCGACUGCAACGCAGAUUGCACAGAGUUGGUCUAAGAUUGCCUACAAUUGAGGUAAGAUAUGCGAAUUUGAGCGUCGAAGCAGAAUGCCAAGUUGUUCGCGGGAAGCCACUUCCUAGCCUAUGGAAUUCCGUGAAAAGUUUUUUCCCUGACAUACUAAAUCCCGCUGGCGGUCACGAACCUUCUGCCAAAUUAAAAAUUCUGCACAGCGUCAGCGGCAUCAUCAAGCCUUCCAGGAUGACACUCUUACUGGGGCCUCCAGGAUCCGGCAAAACAACACUGCUAUUGGCACUUGCAGGCAAACUUGACCAAAAUCUUAAGGCCACUGGAGAGAUAUCAUACAAUGGAUACAAGAUAAAUGAGUUCGUCCCACAAAAGACGUCAGCUUAUAUUAGCCAACACGACCUCCAUAUAUCGGAGAUGACGGUGAGGGAUUCACUCGACUUCUCAGCACGUUGCCAGGGAAUAGGAAGUAGAGCAGAAAUUAUUGCUGAACUUAGUAGAAGAGAGAAGGAAGCGGGCAUUAUCCCUGAACCAGAUAUAGAUACCUACAUGAAGGCCCUCGCUGCUGAAGGAUCAAAGCCAACUGUUCAAAUUGAUUACGUGUUGAAGGUCCUUGGAUUAGAUAGCUGCUCUGAAACAAUCGUUGGGAAUGAUUUGAGAAGCGGAAUCUCUGGAGGUCAGAAGAAAAGGCUGACAACAGGGGAAAUCAUAAUUGGGCCAUCACGAGUUCUCCUCAUGGACGAAAUAUCAAAUGGCUUAGAUAGUUCAACUACUUUUCAGGUUGCUAACUAUCUUCAGCAGUGGACACAUAUCACAGGAUCCACCGUUUUGGUCUCCCUUCUUCAGCCGGCACCUGAGACCUUUGAUCUUUUUGACGACGUCAUUUUGAUGGCUGAAGGGAAAAUCGUUUAUCAUGGACCAAGAACUGAUAUUUUAGACUUCUUCUUCAGUUGUGGCUUUAAGUGCCCACCAAGAAAAAGCACGGCUGACUUCCUUCAGGAAGUAGUUUCCAGGAAAGAUCAAUCGCAAUAUUGGUACCACCAACAUAGACCUCAUGUCUCUGUCUCAGUUGAGGAGUUCAGCGACGUUUUCAAGCAAUCUCGAGUGGGAAAGGAGCUAGGGGAACAACUUUCCCAGCCUUUUCAAAGAUCUGAGCUCCACAAAAAUGCCUUGUCAUUUUACAAGUAUUCUGUGAGUAAAUUGGAGCUACUCAAGGCAUGCACAACAAGAGAGUGGCUUCUCAUGAAGCGAAACUCAUUCGUUCAUGUUUUCAAAUCGGCACAGCUGGUGAUCACCGCACUGAUAUCAGUAACACUGUUUAUUCGAGGACGUACAGCCGCACAUAAGAAGAAUGAUUUGGACAUCACCCAUGCAAACUUUUACACAAGCACUAUAUUUUAUGCCAUCAUUAGAUUGUUGUGCAGUGGCAUUGCUGAACUGUCAUUGACUGUUUCCAGACUUGGGGUCUUCUAUAAACAAAGAGAUUUAUACUUUUACCCCGCAUGGGCUUACUCCAUCCCUGCAGUAAUUCUAAAGGUGCCUUUCUCCUUUCUCGAUGCCUUUAUUUGGACAACCCUUACCUACUAUGGCAUAGGCUAUAGCCCAGAGAUAAACAGGGUUUUCCGCCACUUCCUCCUGAUUUUCCUUUUGCAUCAAGUAUCAGUAUCAAUAUUUCGCUUACUUGCUUCCGUGUUUCGGAAUCCAUCUGUUGCUGCAUCUUCUGCCCUCUUCUCCCUCGUAGUGAUGCUCCUAUUUGGUGGCUUCAUAAUUCCAAAACCUUCUUUACCUGCUUGGCUGCGGUGGGGCUUUUGGCUGUCUCCAAUAACAUAUGCAGAAAUAGGCGCUUCCAUAAAUGAAUUUCUUGCUCCGAGAUGGCAAAAGGGCUUAGAUUCAAAUGCCAAUUUGGGAAGAAAAGUUCUUCAAAAGCACGGACUAAGUUAUGGUGAGGAGUUCUACUGGAUAUCUGUUGGAGCAUUGAUUGGAUUCUGGCUUAUAUUCAACAUUGCAUUCACAAUCGCACUGCAUUAUUUGCAAGAUCCAACAGACAGUGUACUACCUUUUGAACCUAUGGCUGUGACAUUCGAGAAUCUACAAUACUUUGUAGAAUCACCUAAGCGCCUUAGAGACAAAGGUUUUAAAGAGAAGAAACUUCAGCUUCUUCAAGAUGUCACUGGAGUAUUUAGGCCUGGAAUUCUUGCUGCUUUAAUGGGGGUCAGUGGAGCUGGGAAAACAACACUCAUGGAUGUUCUUUCGGGAAGAAAAACCAGGGGAGUCAUUCAAGGAGAUAUAAGAGUGGGAGGUUACCCAAAAGUUCAGCAAACAUACGCAAGAAUAUCCGGCUACUGUGAGCAAAUAGACAUACAUUCUCCACAAAUAACAAUUGAGGAAUCAGUCAUGUACUCUGCUUGGUUGCGUUUGCCAUCUCACAUCGGGCAAAAAACGAAAUCAGACUUUGUUACAGAAGUUCUUGAAAUGAUUGAACUGGACAACAUCAAAGAUGCUUUGGUUGGCUUUCCCGGUUUAAAUGGCAUAUCAGCAGAGCAGCGUAAACGGCUGACCAUAGCAGUGGAGCUCGUUUCGAAUCCGACCAUAAUAUUUAUGGAUGAACCCACAACAGGAUUAGAUGCUCGGGCUGCAGCCAUUGUCAUGCGAGUUGUGAAAAAUAUUACUCAAACCAGGAGGACUGUUGUAUGCACCAUCCAUCAACCAAGUAUUGACGUAUUUGAGGCAUUUGAUGAGCUGAUUUUGAUGAAAAAAGGAGGCCAAAUCAUAUACUCUGGCAAAUUAGGUCAAAAUUCAAGUCAACUAAUUGGAUAUUUUGAGAAUAUUCCGGGGGUCGCCAAAAUUGAAGAAAACCGGAACCCGGCAACAUGGAUGCUAGAUGUUACAAGCGCCUCUGCAGAGGCUCAACUUGGUUUGGACUUCGCUUGUAUCUACAAGGCAUCUCAUCUAUAUCAAGAAACAAAGAGAUUAGUUAGAGAACUAAGGUCUCCGACGGCACAAGGGGAGCUCCGUUUUGCGACUCGUUUUCCGCAAAACGGAUGGGAACAACUUAAAGCAUGUCUCUGGAAGAAAAACCUCUCGUACUGGAGAAGUCCGAAAUAUAACCUAGUACGCUUGACAUUUGUUGCCAGCACGUCUCUGCUGUUUGGAGCACUUCUUUGGCAGAAAGGGCAGAAAAUAAACGACGAACAGGAUCUAUUCAACAUGCUAGGGUCCCUCUUCAUUCUAGUACAGUUUAUGGGGAUAGGCAAUUGUUCUUCCAUUUUACCAUUUAUGGCGACUGAGCGGAGCAUAUUGUACAGGGAAAGAUUUUCUGGAAUGUACUCCUCGUGGGCUUAUUCCUUAGCUCAGGUGAUUAUUGAAAUCCCUUACGUACUGGUUCAAACACUUAUGUUUUUGAUCAUCACCUACCCCUCCAUCGAUUUCUAUUUGUCUGCCGACAAACUAGUGUGGUAUUUCUACACUAUGUUCUGUACGUUGCUCUCCUUCACUUACUUCGGCAUGUUACUGGUUUCCUUGACCCCUAGUUUCCAAGUAGCGUCGGUGGUGGCAAGCUUCUGCUAUACCAUGUUUACUUUGUUCUCAGGGUUUAUCAUACCAGCACCGAAAAUUCCUAAGUGGUGGAUAUGGUGUUACUGGAUUUGCCCACCAUCUUGGUCCCUUAGAGGGCUUCUUUCCUCACAAUAUGGGGACAUAGAUACGAGAAUUCUAGUGUUUGGAGAACGCAAAGCGAUCAGUUCCUUCAUGGAUAACUACUUUGGCUAUCAUCACCACAACCUGAAAGUUGUAGCUUUAGUUCUUGCUUGUUUUCCAAUUUUGUUUGCCUUGGUUUUUGCGUGGGCAACUUCAAAUUUGAACUUUCAAAGGAGAUAA
This is a messenger RNA of Coffea eugenioides, 4539 nucleotides long. Its product is annotated as pleiotropic drug resistance protein 3-like. Lineage: Eukaryota; Viridiplantae; Streptophyta; Magnoliopsida; Gentianales; Rubiaceae. The transcript has 24 exons. Bases 1 to 4539 code for a protein of 1512 amino acids. Gene Ontology annotation, molecular function: ABC-type transporter activity; ATP binding; ATP hydrolysis activity. The record is from RefSeq and is a predicted model, not a curated record. Gene Ontology annotation, cellular component: membrane.